AUGUCCGACGCGGGCGUACCCCGCAUGUUCUCCGAAACGACUAACAACACCAACACAAAUACCACACAACCAAACACAGGCACAGACCCAAAUUCCACAGCCAAACCCCCACAAACAAAUACCCAGCCCUCCCUAGCGCGCCGUAUCCAAACCUCCGCCAAAGACGCCGCUCGCACCUUCGUCCCCCAAGGCCCAUCCAGCAACGCCGCCCAAACCCUCUCCAACGCAACAAAUGCAAAAACCGGUCCAUCCUCAUCCCACGCAAGCGCAGGGUCCUCAGCGCAGGAAAUACUGGGAUCUACAAGUAGACCGGGGCCCAGCGAACGCGCUCGCGGCGAAGCAUUUCGCGCAAGCGGAGUCGGACCAGAUACAAAUACCAGCUUACGGGCACAGGGCGGCUUCGAGCUUCCCGCCCUAAGCGCAGAGGAGUUCGAACGCGGAGCUGGCUCUGAACACGAACACGAACACGGAUAUGGACACGGACAAGAGCCCGGGAUCGAGAACUCGUUCUCCUCAGCUGGACCCGGUUCUCGCGAUAGUCGCGAGGAUCUGCAGUCCUCGACGGGCAACUGGAAGGGCAAGCGGCGGGCUUGGGAUCCGGUGCAGGUGGAGUAUACGAGCGCGUGGGAGCGCGCUCAAGCGGAUACAAACGCACAUUCGACCACGCAUGCAAAUAUGAAUAUGAAUGCAGCGGACGGCGCAGCGGUGGUAUCGCUUCUAUCCGACACGUCCUUUGACGCGAACUUCGGGGGUGCAUAUGGAGACGAGGACGCGUAUGGCGCGGGUGUAGAUCUAGAUCCGCAUGCCGCGCCUCCGCCUCUAACGGCUGGUGAGAUCCAGAUGCUGGAAUCUUUUCGACGGGAGAUCGCGCGGGAAGAGGGGGGCGUCGAGGGUGUAGCGAAAUCGGCACAGCUUUCGUCUUUCAGUCUGGUGCCUGAUAUCGAUGCAUUUCUUCAGGAGAAUGAUCCGGCGGCGUAUGCACGGACAGCUGCUGUACCGAGCACCGAGCAUACAAGGUCGAAGGGAUACGCGUCGACGCCUUUGCGGGACGCUGUGCUCUCGAAGCUUCCGGGUGCGGAAGACUGGGUUGGUGUGCAUGAGCGGUAUCAUGAUGAGGUUUGGGGGUAUCUGAGGCCUGCGUUGGAGGCUGCUAAAGUGGAGAUUGAGGAGAAGGAGACGGCGGGGGAUAAUGGUGAUCGGGAUGGACCUGCUGUUCAGCGACUUAAGAUGAUUUUGAGGCAUAUGAAGGCUUGA
Messenger RNA from Penicillium verhagenii, 1254 nucleotides. RefSeq lists its product as uncharacterized. The coding region runs from base 1 to 1254 and encodes 417 amino acids. Lineage: Eukaryota; Fungi; Ascomycota; Eurotiomycetes; Eurotiales; Aspergillaceae. The transcript has a single exon. The record is from RefSeq and is a predicted model, not a curated record.